This is a messenger RNA of Aegilops tauschii subsp. strangulata, 1253 nucleotides long. RefSeq names its product protein SAWADEE HOMEODOMAIN HOMOLOG 2-like. Gene Ontology annotation, molecular function: chromatin binding. The record is from RefSeq and is a predicted model, not a curated record. NCBI's taxonomy places the organism in Eukaryota, Viridiplantae, Streptophyta, Magnoliopsida, Poales, Poaceae.
UAAGCUUCUCCUACCUCCCACCCCUCUCCAUCUCCAUCUCCAUUUCCAUCUGCGAGGAAUCUCACCGCGGCAGGCAGGUGCAGCAGCCAGGGGAACUAUGGCGGGGCAGCAGCCGAGGCUCGUGUUCCGGUUCACCCACGCCGAGGUCGCCAAGAUGGAGGAGGUCCUCCGUGACCUCGACGGCAUGCCCAAGCGUCCUGUCAUCCAGGGCCUCAUCGAUCACUUCAACGCCUCCCCGGACCGCACCGGCGACGGCAGGGUCCCCGUUCAGUACAAUCAGGUGAGGAAUUGGUUCCAUAACCGGAGGUCCGCGCAGUCGCAGCGGUCCAGGAAGAUGAUGCUGCCCCCAGUGGCCGAGGGACACCACCCAGUGGCCGGAUCCUACUCAGGGAAUAUUUCUUCGGAUGGUGGACAUGUCCAGUUUGAAGCAAAGUCGGCUAGAAAUGGAGCAUGGUACGAUGUUGCUGCCUUUAUGGACCACAGGUUCAUUGAAACGAGGGACCCGGAAGUACUAGUUCGAUUUACUUGGCUUGGACCUGAGGAGGAUGAAUGGAUUGAUGUUUGUAAAGGUGUGAGACUGCGUUCUCUUCAAUGUGUCGCUGUGCUGCCUGGGGAUCUCAUUCUUUGUUUUAAGGAAGGCAAAGAGAAGGCCCGCUAUGUUGAUGCACAUGUUCUUCAAGUUCAAAGGCGCAGGCAUGACGUAAGGGGGUGCCGCUGCAGGUUUCUUGUUUGUUAUGAUCAUGAUCACUCUGAGGAGUUUGUUCCACUGAGCAAGGUAUGCCGUCGACCAAUGCACCAGACAGCCCAAAAGCCACCCAAGAUGAUGAGUGUCAACACUGACAAUGGGGUUGCUCCCUUACUAGACGCACCUACUAGCACCCGCAGCUAUUCAAUGGCAGAUGUUGAGAUGGGGGAUGCGGAGGCUGCCCCAAACAGUGAAGCUACAAAUGAAGCACAUGACGACAAGAUGAAUCUGGGAGUGUAGUUCUUUCGCUUCCCUGUGCAUUUUGUUGUGAACUUUUUAAUCGAAUAAUGUUCGCCUAAGAACUUCCAAUCGAGGAAGGAUGGUUGCUGUUGACUGUAUUGCUUGUGUGGUGCACAAAGUGUCGGAUUGGGUAUCUAUAUCUAUAUAGCUAUGUCGUCAGAGAAGAUAUUGUCUUGUGGUGGUAUUGUCUUUUGGGGUUAGGGUUCAGGGUUAUCCUUCAGUACACCCCCUUAAUAGAAAAUAUUGGCAGUUUUGUCAUUUCCUGUAA